Cucurbita maxima (winter squash) is the source of this 1142-nucleotide messenger RNA. RefSeq names its product protein N-terminal glutamine amidohydrolase. Gene Ontology annotation, molecular function: protein-N-terminal asparagine amidohydrolase activity; protein-N-terminal glutamine amidohydrolase activity. Bases 104 to 820 code for a protein of 238 amino acids. Lineage: Eukaryota; Viridiplantae; Streptophyta; Magnoliopsida; Cucurbitales; Cucurbitaceae. The transcript has 8 exons. Gene Ontology annotation, cellular component: cytosol; nucleus. The record is from RefSeq and is a predicted model, not a curated record.
GAGAAAAAUGGGUUUGCUCGAAAGCAUUCCCGCUCGAAAAUGGGAACGGAUUUCUGAAGGAACUUCGUUUUCCCAAGGGAUUCAGGCUCUAGCCGAUUGAGCCAUGGCUUCCACACCAUCAACUGUAGAAUCGAUUGAUUUGGACGUUUCUCAGUUCUGCCAUACGCCUUUUUACUGUGAGGAGAAUGUAUAUUUUCUAUGCAAGAAAUUAUGUACAAACAGAAUGGAUGAUGCAACGGGAGCUGAUCUUUUUGUUGUUUUCAUUUCUAAUGAGAAGAAGCAGUAUUUGCUCUCGAACAAGAUUACUUUUAAGCCCGGUAUUGAUCAUUUUGUUCUGAUUCCCCUUUGGCAUCAAAAAGCCAGCAAAAGAGAAGAUGGUCUUGUUUUGUGGGAUUACCAUGUGAUUUGCGUUCAGAGAAAAACAGAAGGUGUAUUUCCUUUUAUAGUGUGGGAUUUAGACUCCACUCUUCCUUUACCUAUCCCUCUGGGCAGCUACGUGUCGCAAGCUAUCAGGCCAUCGUUUCAAAUCUCCCCCGAGUAUCAAAGGCUUUUCAGAAUCAUCCAUGCUCCAAUAUUUUUUCGUCACUUCGCAUCUGAUAGAAGGCACAUGAAAGAUUCCAAUGGAAAUUGGAUUGCUAAACCCCCUGACUACGAAGCCAUUGUUGCUGAAGAUGGAACUAUUCACAACCUGUAUGAGUACAUGGCGAUCAAGGCGGCCGAUGUAUAUACGAACAACAUCGAUGUGAAAGAUGCAGUUUUUUCUCAAAAACUUGGAGCGGUCGCAAAUGAUCUGGAGGAGCUUUUCUCUCACAUUCUUUAAACAAGAAUGAGAAAGAUCUGAAAGAGUUUGAAGCUCUCUCAAUGGUUAAAGCUCAUGCCAGAUAGUAACAUUUUUCUAGGGAAAUUUGCACACGUAGUUUUGGCCAAGGGCUGUCGGGAUAGAAAUCGAAAAGAAAAAGUUGCAUGUUUAUAGAACUCACCAUUAAUUUUUAAAUUAACGAACCAAACUUAUGAAUAUAAACAAAGUUAGGAUUUAUAAUUAAUUUAUUUGCACAUGGAAAGUCGUACUCAUUCAAGUCUAAUAUUACGUAAUUUUUUUUAGACGCAUUCUACUAAACAUGAUAUUCUAUGAUACGCUUAUA